Messenger RNA from Hordeum vulgare subsp. vulgare (domesticated barley), 1782 nucleotides. RefSeq names its product 3-ketoacyl-CoA synthase 5-like. Gene Ontology annotation, molecular function: acyltransferase activity, transferring groups other than amino-acyl groups. NCBI's taxonomy places the organism in Eukaryota, Viridiplantae, Streptophyta, Magnoliopsida, Poales, Poaceae. Bases 100 to 1458 code for a protein of 452 amino acids. Gene Ontology annotation, cellular component: membrane. The transcript has a single exon. Gene Ontology annotation, biological process: fatty acid biosynthetic process. The record is from RefSeq and is a predicted model, not a curated record.
GCUCUCCACUUCCUCUUAUUGAUUCAUCUACCAAGUAUCACUACAAGGUCGUAGUGAAAACCUUCCCAAUAUUCACACAAUCCCGCCACCACGGCUGUCAUGUUACUCCUAGACGAUCUAUUUUUCAUUUGGCAUGGUGCUUCCGCACAUACCCGCCUCCUCAUGCUUUUUCUGUGCGUAUCUACUGUGACAACCCUCCUGUACGUCAUGAGCCGUUCGCGCACCGUAUACAUUGUUGAUUAUGCGUGCUACCGGCCUAACUCGAAAUACCGCAUCAGUAAGGACGCAUGGAUUGAGAACAUUCACCACUCCUGGUCGUACGACGACAACAGCAACCAUUGUUUCUUGGCCCGUAUUUCUGAACGGUCAGGCCUUGGUGAUGAGACCUAUCUCCCGUCUUGCCAUCAUCAUAUCCCACCGUAUAAUUGUUUAAGUGAAGCACGUGUUGAGGCGGAGUUGUCCAUCUUCACCACCAUAGAUGACCUGCUCGUAAAGACUUCUAUCAACCUUGAUGCAAUUGCCAUACUCAUCGUGAACUGCAGCCUCUUCAACACAACUCCAUCUCUCGCUGACAUGAUCAUGCAAAGAUAUAGGCUUCGAGAAAAUAUCUGCAGCGUGCAACUCUCUGGGAUGGGGUGCAGCGCAGGGCUGAUUGCGGUGGGUCUUGCGAAGGACCUCCUGCAGAAUGCUCCUUCUAAUGCGCAUGCACUGGUCGUGUCCACGGAGAUCUUGACUGGGACCUACUACACCGGGAGGAAGCGGGAAAUGCAGCUGACGGACAUGUUGUUCCGUAUGGGUGGCUCCGCGGUGCUCCUCUCAACGUCAAGUAGCAAUGCUCGCUUUGAGCUAGCACACGUAAUUCGGAAUUGCACCAGCUCCGAUGACAAUGCAUACCAAUGUGUAUUUUAUGAGGAAGAUGACGAGGGAAUUCUAGGUCUCAAUUUAUCCAAGAACCUUGUGCACGUCGCCGGUAAGGCUCUCGAGGACAACAUCACCAUGGUUGGACCGCUUAUUCUCCCGUUGUCAGUCAAGAUUGCAUUUUCCCUCUCGUUCAUCUCACAGAAGGUGAGAUAUGGAACCACCAAGCCAUGUUUGCCAGAUUUCCGCAAAGCCUUCGAUCAUUUGUGCAUCCAUGCGGGUGGACGAGCGGUAAUCGAUGCUGUCCAGCAUAGCCUUUGUCUGCUAGAUGAGCAUGUUGAGCCAUCAAGGAUGACACUUCACAAGUUUGGAAACACAUCGAGUAGUUCGGUAUGGUAUGAGCUGGCGUACAGUGAGGUCAAAGGUCGGAUGAGCAAAGGGGACAGAGUUUGGAUGAUUGGAUUUGGCUCUGGAUACAAGUGCAACAGUGUCGUGUUAAACUGCAUCCAGCCAGCAAAAUAUGCGGAUAAGGCAUGGCGAGGUUGCAUAUAUCGCUACCCAAUAGAUGUUCCUAAGGAGGUGUAUAAUAUGGUCCGGUAAAAUGGCAGGCCGCCCCAACGGAACUACUUCAGGUUCACACUAGUAGUACGAUUAAUAAUCCAUCCGCUUCCUACACUUUGUUCCUACCUCGUAUGGUCUGAUCGGCCUCGCCGCACCAAAAUCAUGGAAGAUUUGUCCGUACAUAUAGCAGUGUUAGCCUACAAUAAAAUUCCAGUAUUUUCAUGUUACAACCAGUGUCAUAAUGUUGACUUCCUUGUGGCUUCUCAAUCCAAUGUGUAAGUUACUGGAAGCAGCCAUGUGUCUUCCCGCCCGGUUUUUAUUAUGUACACUAGCAAGCAGAGGGAUGGCGCCAUGCCCCGCCCA